This is a messenger RNA of Salarias fasciatus (jewelled blenny), 11074 nucleotides long. RefSeq names its product golgin B1 (gene golgb1). The coding region runs from base 97 to 8871 and encodes 2924 amino acids. Gene Ontology annotation, cellular component: endoplasmic reticulum-Golgi intermediate compartment; membrane; cis-Golgi network. NCBI's taxonomy places the organism in Eukaryota, Metazoa, Chordata, Actinopteri, Blenniiformes, Blenniidae. The record is from RefSeq and is a predicted model, not a curated record. The transcript has 20 exons.
GUUUGGUGAUGUGGCUCUGCUCCGAAAUCCAUCCGAGGAGGUCUAUCUAAUAAAAACACUCUUUCACCUGGGGAGCACUCGCACAGUGCCGCCUUUAUGUUCAGCCGUCUGGCCACCGUCCUCCAUGAGCUCUCUGGAGAAGAGGGCCCAGAUGGAGACCCACAGGGUAUGUUGGUGCCUCAGCUGCCUGCCGACGGCGAGGCCCAGCCUCCAGCCGACUCCGAGGUGCCCGAGGACGCCAUGGAGAGGCUGGCUCACCUGGAGCAGCUGGUGGUGCAGCUGAAGGAGCUCAUCCGGGACAAAGACACUCAGCUCGUCCAGAAGGACGCCGAGCUCUCCGGCAAAGAUGCGCAGCUCAAGAACGAGAAGGAAGAAGCUGAAGCUCGCUUCAGCAAACUCAAACUGCAGGCCAAAGCCAAGAUGGCAUCACUCAACAAACAGAUCACGGAGUUGAAGGGACAGGGAGGAGCUACGAGUCCAGACAGCUCCUUCUCCGGCGCCGCCGUCGAGGACGACCUCCAGGAGCUGAGGAGCAGGCUGAGCGAGGAGGAGGCGAACAGCAGGGCGCUGAGCGAGCGUCUGCAGUCCGCCGAGCAGCUGCUGCAGGAGAAGGAGUCGGCGCACGCCGAGCAGCUGCGCAUCCUGCAGGCCGUGGUCUUCGAGAAGGACGUGCGAUUCCAGGAACAGAUUCAGAAACAUGAAGAGGAGCUGAUGAGAGUCACGACACAGCAGAAUGACGGCGAGCUGCAGCAGGCGUUGCUUGCAGCUCAGCAGCGGUGCGACGAGCUGGAAGACGCCUUGAAUUCUCGCUCUCAGAUGCUGGAAAUGCUGCAGCAGGAAGUGAGCAGCGCGGAUCAGCAGAAACAGAUCUUGACGGCUCAAUUCAGGCAGAUGGAGCAGGAGCUUUCUGAGGCGCUGAAGCAGAGGGAGGAGGACCGGCAGCGGUGGGACGAGCGGGCCGGCAGCGCCGACGCCGAGCUCGCGGCCCUCCGAGCCAGCCUGGAGGCCCUGGAGGGAGAGAGGGCGACGGCGGCCGACCGGGAGAGCGAGCUUUCCUCCCUGAGAGAGGCCGAGCGAAUCGGCCGGGAGGCUCUGGAGGACGAGAGGAAGGAAGUGUCCAGAUUAGAGGCAGAGCUGUCUCUGAUGAAGGAGGCUGAGCUCGGCGCUGCCGCCGCGAGCAGCGAGGCUUCGGAGAGAGACCGAGCCGAAAUCCAGCGGCUCCAAAGCGAACUCGCCACUCUGAGAGACUCCGAAGCUGCAGCCGCCAGGCGGGACGACCCGGAGGGGGAGAAGGCCGAAGUGGAGAGCCUGGAGAGAGAGCUGGUGGCCCUCAGGCAGGAGCAGGAAGCCGUGCAGAGGAAGAGCCGAACGCUGGACGAGAUCUGGAGACACCUGAGCCGCCUGGCGUCAGAGGACGUCGCCGGGAGCGAGGACGAGUCUGUCCCCGCCGACCCGGCCCUGCUGCUGGACGCCGUGCAGUCUGUGGAGUCGCAGCUGGAAAGGCUGAAGUAUGAAAACAGUGAGCAGGAGGAGCGCUGUGCUCAGCUGAGCCACACUGCAGCAACCCUGAAGGAUGAACUGGACAGAAGAGUCUGGGAACAGGAGGAGGCCACGGCCAAGAUCCUGGAGCUGGAGGAGAAGAUCGCAACGAUGGCAGACAGAGAAGACGCAGCUGAACCGUCACAAGAUUCAUCCGAAGAGGAAAACGCACGUCUCCUCUCACUGGAGCAGCAGCUACAAGAAAAAGACCGUGAACUGAUGGCGUUGCGCGAGUCCCUGAUCAGAGCGACCGAGCAGAGCUCCGGCGAGGCUGCAGGUGAAAGCUCUGAGCCGCCGCCGGACGCCCCGGACGCCGUCCCCGACUUCAUGGACGAGACGCAGGAAGAGGAGACCACCCUCGUGGCCGAGGACACUUCCGCUCUCUCCGUUUCCGCCGAGAAUGAGAGCAGCCCGGAGCUGAUCGGACCCCAGUCCGAGUCUCCCGAGGAGUCCAAAGUCACGUCCUCGGACGAGAUGGUGGCCAGCAGCGACUCGGAGGUGGCCCACAGCAGCUGGACCCUCCUGGAAGCCGUCAAUCAGGACGGCGGUCAGGAGUGGCCCUCCGUCCUGCAGGACUUCAACCAGUCCUGGGUGGCAACGAGCAUCGAGCAGGAGACUUCCUCCGUCCAGGUGGAGUCCUCGUCCGUCGUCAUCAGAGAGACGGUGGAAGUUCACGUCAGCUCGCAGGCGGCGUCCUCGGAGCUCCCGGGCCCGUCCGGCCUGUUCGCCCAGGCUUUAGCCGAGGAGCUCCAGAAAAGGUACAGCGAGCUUCUGGCGGAGCUGCAGAGGCUCCGGGAGGCGACUGCAGAAUCCCGCGAGAGAAUCAGGAGCCUCGAGGAGGAGACGGAGUCGCUCACCGCAGCCAGAGACGAAGCCGAAUCCCGGGCCAGUCGCUCUGCGGAGGAGCUCCGCUCGGCUCGGGAAGAGCUGGAUCACAGCUCUCAGCAAAACGGCUCCUUAGUGGACAAACACGGCGUGGAAAUGCGGCUCGUCGAAGAGCAGGUGGACCUUCUGCACGCUGAAAAUAAAUCCAAGGAGCAGCAGAUUCAGGCUCUGCAGACAGAUCUGGAAAUAGUCCGCCAGGCGCUCUCUGAGCAGGAGGGUCAGGCCAGGAUGCUGAGCGCUCAGCUGGAGGACAGAGAGCUGCUGUCCUCUGAGCUGGAGAGGAGACUCCGGGACAUGGAGGACAGCAUGCUGGCGUUCUCCCAGACCUCAGACCUCAACAACGAGUCCAUGUCACAGAAAGACCUGGAGAUCAGCGAGCUGCAGCUCCGCCUCGGCCAGAAGGAGCAGGAGCUGACGGACCUGAGCACCAGCAUGUCGGCCAGACUGCUCCAGGCGGAGGACGAGAAGAGCCAGAUCGACGGCGAAGUGAGCAAACUGAAGGAUGAGAUCAUCGAGCUGAAGAAGGUGAGAGACGAGGCGCAGCAAGCCAGCGCCGAGGUCUCCGCCGCUCGUCCGGAAGAUGAACUCGACGGUCUGAGAAAGGAGAAAGGAGCGCUGGAAACCCAGCUGGCCAACACGAAGAAGAGGCUGCAGGCGGCUCUGGUGCAGCGCAAAGAGCUGAUGAGGAAAGUGGCCGAGUUUGAGGAUGAAGCGAAGAAGCAGAAAGAUGAAACGCCUCAAGAGGAAACUCCAGAAAGUGUUCCUCAGAUUGAAACGCCUAAAGGACACGAGAUCCAAGAGAUGGAGGCGAAACUUGUGGAGCUAGAGCAAGCUUUGAGGUCCAAAGAGGAGGCAGUGGAGACUCUUGAGCUGAGAAUUAUCCAGCAGGAUCAGGUUCUGGCUGAAACGCUGGCUGAGAAUAAGAAGCUAAGCGAAGAAGCCGAGAGCUCUCCUCAGGGCGACGUUUCCUCAGAAACGGCGGCGCUUCAGUCGCAGGUGGCCUCGCUCCAAGCCGAGUGCGAAACGCUUCACAAGAAGGUUCAGGAGGCCCAAGAGUCUCGCAAGGAAACCAUCCGCAAGGCGAAAGAGAAGGACAGACACCACCGGGAGCAGCUGAAGCAGCAGAAGGAGGAAUACGGCGAGCUGAUGGAGCGUUUCGAGGCGCAGAGCGGCGAGCGGGAAGCUCUUCUCUCCCGACUCAGAGAUCUGGAGGCAAAGCCAAGCUCCGACGGGGAGGACGCGCCGCAAGAAAAACAAGAGGUGGAGAAUGCGGAGAAGCCGGCGGCCGCAAACGACUGGGUGCAGGAGGACUGGGUGGAUUUCGCUGCGUCCGAGACGGAUUCCUCACAGACCCAGUCCAGCGAUCCGGUUCAGCUGGAGGAGUCGCUGAAGGCGCUCAGAGAAGAAGUCCAGACCGUGCGUUUGGCCAGCGAGGAGCUGGAGAAGCAGCUGGAGGAGACACAGCAGCGUCUGUCGGCGAAGGAGGCCGAAGUGUCGGACGUGAGCAAAGAGCUGCUGGCGCUCAGAGAGAAAGAGCAACAGAUCGACGCUCUCUCCGAAGAAAUUACAGACCUGAGAGAGAAGCUCCAGCGAGCCGAGUCCGACGCCGACGCCCUGAAGGCUCAGGUGGAGGCUGCAGCCGGAGCAGAUUCAGCAGCAUCCGUCGCUGCUCUUCAGUCCGAAGUGGAAGACUUCAAGCAGUUCCUGGACAAGAAGAACUCCGAGAUAACCGAGCUCAGUCAGCAGCUCGGCGAGCAGAACUCGCUCAUUCACGCCAUGCAGGACACCGUGUCUCAGAAAGAUGAGGUGAUCGCGUCGCUGCAGCAGGAGCUGAAGGCGGAGCAGGAAAAAACUCAGCGAUUAGAGGUCGAAUCCCCGCAGAAGCAGGAGGACGACGGCGAGUCGAAGAUGCAGCAGCUUCAACGCAAACUUCAGGCGGCUCUGAUCUCUCGCAAAGAAGUGCUGAAAGAAAACAAAACCCAGAAGGAGCAGCUGGAGUCCAGUGAGAAGACUAUAAAUGAGCUGCAGCAGAAAAUCGACGCUGCAGAAGACAAGCUGGAGAAACUCCAGGGAGAAAGAGUUCGACUGAUUGAGGAGGUCGACCGAGCGCUGAUGGAGAACCAGAGUCUGGGAUCGUCGUGCGAGAGCCUCAAGCUGGCCAUGGAGAACGUCCUCGGCGAGAAGGACGCCUGCAAGAGAGAGGCGGAGCUGGCGAGGGAGGAGGCGUCCAGAGCGUGCCGAGAAUGGGAGGAGAAGGUCCAAGGCAUGAAGGACGAGUACGAAAUGCUGCUCAAGUCUUACGAGAACGUGAGCGACGAGGCCGAGAGGGUCCGGCGGGUCCUGGAGGCCGCCCGGCAGGAGAGACAGGAGCUGGCGGCCAAGGUGAGAUCCCACGAGGCGGCGAGGCAGGAGGCCGAAAGACAGGCAGAGGAGUCGCAGAAGGAGGUGGACUCGGUGAAAGACAAGAUGAGGAAGUUCGCCAAAACGAAACAGCAGAAGAUUCUGGAGCUGGAGGAAGAGAACGAGAGGCUGCGGGAGCUGCAGGAGAAGCCUGCGGGGAAACGAGAGGACAGGACUCUGAGAGCUGAAGUCAGACAGCUUCAGGAGGAGCUGGAAGCUCUGAAGGCGGAGCUGGAGACCGCAGUGACGGAGAGAAACUCAUUAGGGCUUCAGGUGGAAGAGCUGAGGGAACAGCUCGCCCAAAAGGGAGAGAAAGACGGUGAAAAUUCAGUUGAUCCACUGAAAACUGCCGGUGCUGUCGAAGAAGUCAUCGCUCCUCAAGAGUCUCACGCUGAACCGACUGCCAGCCACGAGGAAGAAACAGAGCAGUCCUCGGCGUCUCAGGGUGAUCAGCUCACAGCAGAUUCUGCACCUGAAGCACUUUUACAACCUGACAGAGAAACAGCAGAAGUGACAGAAAAAGCUCAAACUGUAUUAGAAGACAAAAUGAAGGCGAUGGAGGAAGCUGUUGAGGCAGAGAGGGAGGAGUGGCAGCGGCAGGAGGCUGAACUCAAAGCUGAGCUGGCCUCUCUUCAGCGAGAGCUUCAGGAGAUGACGGAAAAGCAGAGCCUCGUCGACUCUUUGGAGAAGCGCCUUCAGGACAGCAAGGACAGAGAACGGGGUCUGACGGAGGAGGCUUCAAAGAGAGAGGCCCAGUUCAAAGAUCUGCUCCGAGGCCUGGAGGCCGAGAAGGACAACCUGGAGGAGCGCCUGAUGAACCAGCUGGCCCAGCUCAACGGCAGCAUCGCCGGCUACCAGCAAGAGGCGGCCGACCAGCGCGAGCAGCUCGCCGAGCUGCGGCGCCAGGCGGAGCGGCUGGAGAGGGAGCGGGCCGAGCUGGAGGCCGAGGCCCAGAGCGAGCGGGACCGCGCCGGCCGGCUGGAGGAGGACAUGCGGCAGGCCCGGCGGGAGCGCGCCGAGGCCGAGGCGGAGUCCGGGAAGCAGCGGGAGCUGGAGCAGCAGCUCCGGUCCGCCCAGCGGGUGAAGGAGGGCAGCCAGAGCCGGGCGCGGCAGCUGGAGGAGCUGCUCAGGGAGAAGCAGCUGGAGGUCCGGCAGCUGCAGAAAGACAGCAUCCAGUACCAGGAGAGGAUCAGCGAGCUGGGGAGAGACGCCAAGGCCCUGCAGAUCAGCAACGACGCGCUCUCCAGCAACCUGGAGAAGUCCCAGUCUGAGGUCGAGAACACUCUGGAGGAGCUGAGAAGAACCGCGGCGGAGCUGGCGGACUGUAAAUCACAGCUGGAGGAAACCCAGAGACGAGCCAGCGACGCUUCAGCCGCGAAAACCAGCCUCGAAAAGAGCAUCCAGGAGAGAGAGGCCGCGCUGAAGGCUGAGGCCGAGCAGACGCUGGACUCGGUGAGGUUCCGGCUGGGAGCCGAGCUGAAGGAGAUGGAGCUGCGGCUGGAGGAGUCGUACAGAGAGCGGGACAAAGAGGAGGAGGCCACCCUGGAGGCCAGGGAGGUCGCGGAGGGAGCCGAGAGACGGGCCCAGGAGACGCAGACCCGCCUGGACGAGACCCUGGCCCGGCUGACCGCCUUCUCGCGCUGCAUGUCGUCCCUGCAAGACGACCGGGACCGAGUCCUGGACGAGGCGCGCCAGUGGGAGUCCCGCUUCAACGGCGCCCUGCAGGCCAAGGAGGCCGAGAUCCGGGAGGCCGAGGCUCGAGCCAAGGAGCUCGGAGAGCAGCUCCAGAAAGAAACCGCCCUCAGAGAAGAGCUGCAGGUUUCUGUCGACAGGUUAGAGAAGGCGAGCUCGGACUGGCAGCUGGCGUUGAAGGAAGAGGAGAAGAAGGUUGCAGAGAGUCUGGCGGCCCUGGAGGAGGAGAGCGGGAAGCUGCUGGAGACCACGGCUCAGCUGGAGGCCGCUCAGAGCCAAGCCCAGGUCCUGAAGGGCGAGGCGGAAAGCCUCCAGCAGAGGAGCCGCGCUCUGGAGGAGGCGGUGAGCCGGCUGCAGGGCGGCGCCGAGCAGGCCAGGGCCGAGCUGAGGGACCGGGAGGCGGAGGAGAGGCGGCUGUGUCUGAGCCUGGAGCAGCUGGAGACCGACCUGCGGUCCUCCAAAACCCUGACCGAGAACCUCCAGAGCGAGCUACAGCUGAAGGAGCAGAGGGAGGUGGAACUGCUGGGCGAGAAGGAGCAAGCUGUCACACAGGCUGCAGAGGAGGCGAGGAAGGAGGCCGACGAACGGGCGCGUGAAGCCGAGGAGGAGCUGGAGCGGAAGAGGGGGGAAGUGAGGGAUCUGGGAGAAAACCUGCGGAAGGCGGAGGAGGAGAGCAACAACAGCAAGGUGAAGCUGGACUCCUUCAUGAAGGCCAUGGGCUCCCUGCAGGACGACCGAGACCGAGUCCUCAACAUGUACAGGCAGCUGGAGGAGAAACACCUGCAGGUGAUGAUGGAGAAGGACGGUUUGAUCCAGGAGGCGGCGGGAGAGAACAACAGCCUGAAGGAGGAGCUGCGCUCUCUGCUGGUCCAGAGAGACGACCUGUUCGCCGAGCGAGCCAAGCUGGCCGCCCAGCUGCACAACUACCGCGAGGAGCUCAACCAGGUCCUGAGCAUGAAGGAGUCGCAGCACCGGCAGCUGCUGGCGGCGCAGAGGGAGCGCGUGGAGGGCCUGGAGCGGCAGCGCCGGGAGCUGGAGGGGCAGCUGAAGAGCCUCAGCCUCGCCAGAGAGGCCGAGGUCCAAGCCGUGGAGAGCCAAGCCCUGAGUCAGGCGCCGCAGGCGAUCGACGCUCCCGGGGCGGAGGUGGAGAAGCUGAGGGAGCAGCUGCAGGCGGCCAGGGAGCGAGCGGAGGGCCUGGAGGAGACGCUGCGGCGGGAGAGGGAGGAGCAGGAGAGCCGGAACAAAGAGCUGGCCGAGCUGCGGUGGGAGGGCGGCGUGAUGAGGACGGAGUCGGAGAGCGCCCAGGAGAGGGUGUCGGAGCUGGCGCUCGACCUGCUGGCCGUGGAGCAGAAGCUGCUGGAGGAGCGAGAGGCCGCCGGGCAGCUGAGGGCGGAGAAGGAGUCGAUGAGCAGAGCCAUGGCGUCGCUCCAGGACAGCAGGGACCAGGCGCUGAGCCGGCUGCAGGAGCUGAGCCUGAAGCUGGAGGAGGCCGGCAGGCCCGACGGCCCCCCGGCAGCGAGUAGCCCCCCCUCCGCCACCGGAGAGGUGUGGGGCCUGAAGAACGCCCUGCAAGCCCUGCAGAACGACCGCGAGAGGCUGCUGGAGCAGCUCCAGGCCCAGGCGGCGGAGCUGAGGAAGCAGCAGGCGGAGCUGGCCCGCCUGGGAGCCGGGGAGCUGAUCAAAGUCAGCCAGGAGCUUUUCGAGGAGAAGAGGAGGAACGAGGACGUGCUGGGCGUCGUGUCGCAGCUGGAGAGCGUGGUGGAGAUGGGAAAGCAGGAAAACGAGACUCUCAGGCUGGAGCGGGUGGACUGGAUGGCUCAGGCGGAGCAGCUGAAGCAGCAGACCCUCGCCACGCUGUCGGAGCGCGACCAGCAGCUGCGGCAGCUGACGGCCAUGCUGGAGGACGCCCGCGCUCAUCAGCCCAAACUCCAGCAGCAGCGCUACCAGACCGAGGGCACGGAGGAGGUGGACAGCGCUCCCGGAGCGCCGCAGGAGCGGAGCAGCGUGCAGGACGGCCACGCCUUCACAGCCGAGCUCAAAGAGCUGCAGCGCAGGCUCGACGAAGAGACACAGCAGAGGAUGACUGUGGAAGAGCAGCUGAUGGUCACGCAGGAGCAGCUCAAACGUUAUAGCCAGGCUCAGCGGCACUCCACGCACGAGGAGGAUCUGUCCGAGACGGCGGUGUUCAUCGAGCCGUCCGAGGGAGCCGUCACCCGGACUCGGAGAGGCGGUCGCGGGCUGGUGCGGAUGCUUCGGGUGGCCUUCUGCUCCCGCCAGCGCACGCCCCUGCUGCUCAGCCUCUACCUGCUCACCGUGCACGUCCUGCUGCUGCUGUGCCUGGGAGGAUUCCUCUGAGAGACGAGGCACCGGCACAACCCAACAUAUUAACUAACUAAACAAGGGCACUGGAAGGGAUGAUUUACAUGCAAAUAUUGCACUUUACACGACUUAAUCCUUCAGCCAAAGUAUGUAGAUGUGUGUUUGAGUUCAGCCUGGAUGACUUUGAGUGUGUAUGAUACGACGUGGAAGAAAGAGCAUGAAGGGACGAAGUCUAACUCUCCUUUUCCAAAAAAAAAAAAAAAGGCUUCAGAAGGAAAUGUAGAUUCAUACUCAAGUGUUAUUCAUGUGCCUUUAGAUUUGGAUAUAACCUGAACACAUCACUACAUGUUGAAGUAAACGUUCCACAUUUUGGGUGAGAAACUUUCUGGUGGAGGCAGCGUUUCGUUGAAAUCCUAGGUUUUUUUUUUGUUUUGUUUAACAUCAUUAUACUGAACGUUGAUGCUACUUUCCUGUCUUUCACUGCAAUAAGAAGCGAGUUUACUCAGCUUAGUUUACCACAAAGACGGGAAAAAUCAGAGAGGCAUGGCUGUGAAGCGGCUUCAGAAGGUUUGAAAUGAACCGAAAAUCUUUCUUUCCUGCUUGAUGUGUUCAGUUUGGUGGUGUAACAGUUAAUCAGAAAGCACAUGCUGUUUGACUACUGGUGGAGUUUUACCUGUAAUAUCUGCACAAAGGUUUUUCUCCCACAAUUCAGAAACAUAUUUUAGGUCCAGCUGGUGAACAUUAACUGCUCCUGGGUUGAAUGAGUGACUCAUGACAGGAUAGAAACUGCAGGAUUUGGGCUUUGAUAGUGUUUUGGGUUUAUUUGGUUUUGAGGAGAAAGUAUUGUAGCUGCUUCCAUGCGGUCAUGUUAACGUCGAUUGAAACGAGGGGUUUUUGCAUCAGGAAAAUUGGAAAAAUAUAGAAUAUGUUAAAUAGAAACUCCUCCUGGUGGAUUUUUGUCAAAUCUUUGACUUAAAAUAAUACUCAUAUUACUUGGAGUAUUUGUCUUGUUGCCAGUUUACUGAUCAGAUCUGAACUUUUGUCUUUUUGGACUUGAAAACAUAUAAAAUCAUAUCAAAAUGUUACUAUUUAUCCCUUAAAUGGAUAUUUAAAAAAAAAAAGCAGCUUUUUGGAUCUGGUGUUAAGUUAGAUGCUGUGACCGUGCCAUUUGCAGACUCUGGGAAUGCGACAUCAGCUUACUUUUUAGGGGGCCUAACCCUAACCUCGCAACCAACGGACACGCUGAAAAUAACAAGUCUGUGCAAAGGGGAGUUUGUUUGUGGAAUAAAAAAUGUCUAAAAAGUUAGAUCAUGAACAUCUGAAGUAGCUGUUGUCAGAUCGAAUUUCUUAUGACUAGUUUUUUUCGGACGUGCUGCUCGGCUAAAAAUCUGGAGCCGUCUGUCCGCCGGAAAGUGGAAAAACUGACGCAAAAUGUUGAAUCUUGAUGGUUUUAGGUUCAGGGUUUGAUUACUGUCCAAUUUGUUCCCAAUCUGCUACUUUCCACUCACCAGAAAAAGGAACACAGUGCAAUUUUCUGUUCUUACACAUUCCUGUAUCGUACUUUCCUUUCUUUCUUCCAACAUUAAUCAUAAUUCCAAACGAGGAAGGAUAUAUAUAAUUCACAUGUGUACAUACUGUAUGUACAUGUAUAUUUGAGCUGGAUGUGGGAGGGGGGCUUCCAGUGGUAGCCACAGUGUGGAUUCAUUCCAAAGGAGAAAGACUAAUGAUGUCCAUCCACUUAUUCUUACUCUAAUGUAGCAUAAUUUAUUCUUCGUAUGAAAGAGUUGAGUUGUCCAUCUUUAUGUGAAUCAACACCCUCUGGUUUGUCCCUCGGUGCAGGUUAAACAACUUGUUUGUUUUUGUUUUUCUUUUAUCUUCUCGCGCAGGUAUUACACUGUAAAUAACUGUUUAAAGGGCUGUAUAGAUUAAUAAAAUGUCAUCUAAGUGUGUUGGUGGUGCAAGUCAGGGACAUACUUUUUUUUUGUUUUGUUUAAAUAUUUGGCUUACCAGAAACUAAUCAACAUUUGUCUUCAUCUUUUGAUGAAUUUGGGGAAAUUGAAGUAUCAUCUUGGAAAUCUUGGUUUAAUUUUCUUCAGAGAAAUCAUUGCAUACUGUAACAUUUUCCAUGUUCGUAUUUAGAUAACCUGUUAUUUCCACGCGAAGGGACGAUGUAAACACUGUUACUGCUCACACAACGGGACUUUAUUAAAAGCUUUUAAUAAAGGAUAUUUUAAGUGUA